CAGGGCCCAGUGGCUGACAGGGCAGGAGACAAUUGAUGGUGCUCUUUUGAUUUUUCUUUUCCCCUCUUUUCUCUCUCUCUUUUACACAUAGAGUCUCAUGUCUAGCAUCGUUUAGACAUGAUGAGCUGUGUGCAGAGAGUCAUUUUGCUUUUCCUUGCUGUGUUGCAACCCUCAGUUAUCUUGGCACAACAAGAUGUUGUCCAAGGAACAUGUUCCCACCUUGGCCAAAUGUACGCUGACCGAGACGUCUGGAAACCAGAACCAUGCCAAAUCUGUGUUUGUGACUCAGGAUCUGUUCUUUGUGAUGAAAUUGUCUGUGACGACCAAGAAUUAGAAUGUCUCAAUCCAGAGAUUCCAUUUGGAGAAUGUUGCCCAGUUUGUCCACAACCAUCAACGCCUGAUCCUUCUUCCAAUCCUCCUAGACCUGAUGGCCCGGGCCCCAGGGGAGAUCCUGGUCCACCUGGAACUCCUGGAAGAAAUGGUUCACCUGGCCCACCUGGCCCACCUGGCAGUCCUGGUCAACGUGGUGAGCCUGGAUACUGUCAAAAUUGCCCCAGUGUCAGUGGAGGACUACCUCAGUAUGAUACCUAUGAUGUCAAGUCUGGUGGACUUGGAGGAGGAGGAUAUCCUGGGGCACCUGGGCUUCCUGGACCCGCUGGGCCUCCUGGGCCUCUAGGUCAGCCAGGUCCACCUGGACCUCAUGGAUACCAAGGCUCUCCUGGUGAACCUGGGCAAUCUGGUGCUCCGGGCCCUCCUGGUCCCCCAGGACCAAUUGGUCCAUCUGGCCAGUCCGGAAAAGAUGGAGAAUCUGGAAGACCUGGCAGACCUGGUGAACGUGGAUUGCCUGGCACUCCUGGCCACAAAGGUCCCCCUGGCAUGCCUGGAAUGCCCGGAAUGAAAGGUCACAGAGGCUUUGAUGGGAGAGAUGGUGCCAAAGGUGAUGCUGGUCCUGCUGGUCCAAAGGGUGAAGAUGGAGUUCCUGGUAACAAUGGAUCCCCUGGUCCAAUGGGUCCCCGAGGUCAACCUGGUGAAAGAGGAAGAGGAGGACUCCCAGGAACUGCUGGUGGUCGUGGUAAUGAUGGCGCUCCAGGAGCAGCUGGCCAACCAGGACCACCCGGCCCUCCUGGACCUUCAGGAUUUCCAGGCUCUCCAGGUUUUAAGGGUGAAAAUGGUCCUGUUGGUCCCCCAGGCUCUAGUGGCUCUCCUGGACCAAGAGGAGAACCUGGUCCUCAAGGCUCAGCUGGUGGUCCUGGUCCUCCUGGUCCUGGAGGACGAGAUGGAAGUCCAGGUGCAAAAGGUCUACCAGGCGCUGCUGGCAUUCCUGGCCCUUCUGGAUUGAGUGGACCCCGCGGUCCUCCUGGACCCGCUGGUACUAAUGGAAUCCCUGGACAAAGAGGGCCAUCUGGUGAACCUGGUAAGAAUGGCGCAAAAGGAGAAUCGGGUGCACGAGGCGAGCGGGGUGAAAAUGGUACUCCUGGUGCUGCCGGUCCUCCAGGGGAAGAAGGCAAAGCGGGUUCACCUGGUCAGCCUGGCACAAAUGGUAUACCAGGAAAUCCAGGAGAAAGGGGUGCCCCAGGUUUCCGUGGUCCCGCUGGUAGUAAUGGGCCUCCCGGUGAAAAGGGUGCUCCUGGUGAACGAGGUGGUCCAGGCAGUGCAGGACAAAGAGGUGCUCCUGGUGAACCUGGACGUGAUGGAAAUCCUGGUCUUCCAGGAAUGAGAGGCUUAACAGGAAGUCCCGGAGGCCCAGGAUCAGAUGGAAAACCAGGCCCUGCUGGUUCUCCCGGAGAAUCAGGGCGAAGUGGUCCUCCAGGCCCAGCAGGUCCCCGAGGUCAACCAGGUGUGAUGGGUUUUCCUGGUCCAAAGGGCAGUGAGGGUGCACCAGGUAAAAAUGGAGAAAGAGGUUCUCCUGGACCUCCUGGUUCACAGGGAAUACCUGGAAAAGAUGGCGAAUCAGGAGGCCAAGGCCCCCCCGGACCUGGUGGUGCUCCUGGUGAAAGAGGAGAGCCAGGAGCAACAGGUCCACCUGGAUUCCAGGGAUUGCCUGGUACUGCAGGAGCACCUGGAGAGAGUGGCAAGCCGGGUGAAGCGGGUCCAAGAGGUGAAAAUGGAGUCCCAGGAAACCCAGGGAGCAAGGGUGAAAAUGGUGUCCCAGGUGAACGAGGCGGACAAGGUCCUCAAGGUCCUGCAGGGCCCAGAGGUGGAGUUGGCCCUGCUGGACCAGAAGGUGAAAAGGGCCCUGCUGGUCCUACGGGUCCUCCUGGGGGAAUGGGACCACCAGGUUUGCAAGGAAUGCCAGGAGAAAGAGGAGGUUCUGGAAGCCCUGGACCCAAGGGAGAAAAGGGAGAGCCUGGUGGCAGAGGUGGUGAUGGUUUACCUGGUAAAGAUGGAGUACGGGGUCCUUCAGGUCCCAUUGGACCCCCUGGUCCAGCCGGCCAAAGUGGUGACAAGGGAGAGCCUGGUCCAGCUGGACCUCAUGGCCCAACAGGCCCUCGUGGCGGUCCUGGUGAUCGAGGUGAGUCAGGUCCUCCUGGUCCUGCUGGCUUCCCUGGAGCUCCAGGACAAAAUGGGGAACCUGGUGGAAAAGGAGAGAAAGGGCCUGCUGGUGAAAGGGGUGAACCUGGAUCUCCAGGGGCUGCAGGUCCACCAGGAGGACCUGGUAUACCCGGUCCAUCUGGUCUACUCGGAGGAAAAGGAGAACGCGGUCCUCAAGGUCUUCCAGGUCAGGCUGGCUUUCCUGGUGGCCGUGGCUUACCUGGUCCUCCUGGUAACAAUGGAAACCCAGGGCCACCUGGCAACUCAGGUCCUGCAGGCAAGGAUGGACCCCCUGGCCCAUCUGGUGCUACUGGCCCCCCUGGUGGCCUAGGGCCUGCAGGUCCAAAAGGUGAGCCUGGACAACCAGGUGAAAAGGGCCCAGCAGGUGUCAGAGGAGAACGGGGUUUACCAGGUUCUUCAGGACCUCCAGGUAUAACCGGAAGCCCUGGAAUUGUGGGAUUGCCAGGCAUGAGAGGCUUGCAAGGCAUGGGUGGUCAACCAGGUAUAAAGGGUGAAGAUGGAAAGCCAGGAAGCAAUGGUGUACCAGGAGAACGAGGUCCUCCGGGUCCACAAGGUUCUUCUGGGUUGAAUGGACCACCAGGAGAAUCAGGCCGAGAUGGUAACCCUGGAUCAGAUGGCUUACCAGGUCGUGAUGGAUCUCCAGGACCCAAGGGUGAUCGUGGUGAAAAUGGUUCUCCUGGUUUGCCAGGAGCUCCAGGUCAUCUUGGUCCCCCAGGUAAUUCUGGUCCAGCUGGAAAACCCGGUGAAAGAGGACAUCCAGGGUCUUCUGGUCCAGCUGGCCCUGCUGGCCCUGCUGGUGCUCGUGGUGCUCCUGGCCCUGCUGGUGCACGCGGUGACAAAGGUGAACCUGGUGAACGUGGUAACAAUGGGAUAAAGGGUCAUCGAGGAAUGCCUGGUACCCCAGGCCCUCCUGGUCCAUCUGGUGCACUGGGACCCCAAGGUCCAAAUGGAAACCCAGGACCUUCAGGUGCUAGAGGUCCCCCUGGACCAGGUGGUCCUCCUGGAAAAGAUGGUACUAGUGGCUACCCUGGCCCCAUUGGUCCUCCAGGUCCCCGUGGGAGCAGAGGUGAAUCUGGAACUCCGGGCCCAGCUGGUCAUUCUGGUCCACCAGGGCCUCCUGGUCAACCUGGAGCUCCUGGCCCAUGUUGUGGUGGUGUUGGUCCUGGUGCUAUAACUGGUGAGAAAGGGCCAUCCUAUUAUAGAGAUGAGCCAGCGGAGGACAGAGUCACCAUGACAGAUAUAAUGUCUUCUCUGAAAUCAAUAAAUAACCAGAUUGAAAACAUUGUUAGUCCUGAUGGCUCCCAGAAAAACCCAGCUCGUAACUGCAGAGACCUAAAAUUCUGCCAUCCUGAACUCUCAAGUGGAGACUAUUGGAUCGAUCCUAACCAAGGUUGCAAACUGGAUGCUAUUAAAGUAUUCUGCAAUAUGGAAACUGGGGAAACAUGCAUCAAUGCUGCUCCGAGAAGUGUUCCACAGAAAAACUGGUGGGCCAGUCCAGGACCUGAAAAGAAGCAUAUUUGGUUUGGAGAGUCUAUGAAUGGAGGCUUCCAGUUCAGCUACGGAGAUCCAAACCUUCCAGAAGACGUUACAGAUGUGCAGUUGGCAUUCCUCAGAAUUCUUUCUAGUCGAGCCUCUCAGAACAUCACCUAUCACUGCAAGAACAGCAUAGCUUAUAUGGACGAGGCCAGUGGGAAUGUAAAGAGAGCAUUAAAGCUUAUGAGUUCUACUGACAGUGAAAUCAAGGCAGAAGGAAACAGCAAAUUCACAUACACUGUUCUGGAAGAUGGCUGUACUAAACAUACAGGUGAAUGGGGCAGAACAGUUUUCGAGUACAGAACACGCAAGCCAAUGAGAUUGCCUGUGAUAGAUAUUGCACCCUUUGAUAUCGGCGCUCCCAAUCAGGAAUUCGGUGUGGACAUUGGCCCAGUUUGCUUCUUAUAAACCAAGAAAAAUGCUCAUUCUGAACCCAAACAAAUUCACACUCCAUCUUUGCUCUUCUUGUUUUAACCUUGUCAACUAUAAGAGUCAAAUCAACUGUAUCCCAAUUAUUUAUUUUUUAAAAAUCUGGAGAGAGAGAAAAGCAUAAAUUGACAUAAAGGGUUACCAUUUUCUUAUUUUGCUCUUACACAAAGUACAACCAAAUGCCUCUUGCUCUAUUCUUUCACCACAAUUUCAUCUUCAAAAAAUAUCUCCAUGGUGCUACGUUACAACUUCAACACUCAGUACAGCAAAACUGUGUAAUGUUAAUUGAAUGUUUGCCCACCAAUCAAGCACUGACGGAUUCCAGCAUCCAACUUUACCCUCCAUUAUAUGAUGCAGUUCAUAAUGCUAGAGAUCCCUGUUUCAACUACCUCAACAUGGCCAGAAACUGGGAUGAGUUUGAUGAUUCACACUGAGGGAGCUAAACCAAAAUAUGUCGGAACCAAUGAAUACAUCUGGUCAAAUUUUCUGUUUCUGUGCUGAUUAGUGGUGAACACAGUACAGACCGUCAAAAGAAGCAAAUGCCAUAUUGUCAACAGACUAAUAUAAUGUUAUUGCUGGACUGCAUUGCAUUUUUAAGGGUGCUCCUAUACUUUCCUGUCAUUGCUGGUCAAGACCACUAAAAUUAGGGAAGUGUAAAGAUUAAUGUGAUGGUGCUAGUUGUGUAUUUUUCACUUCUAAAUCUGCAAGCCAGGUUUAUUGGCUUGCAAAAGACAUCAAGGCUUGACAACAAUUGUAAAUGUCUUUCUUUGAACAUCUUGUCAUUGAUAGGCCGUUUCUGAGGGCUUUCCCCCCUUCACUCUGUAAAAGUCAAUCAAGAUGCAGAAUCAUGAGCUUCUUUUGUCACAUUAACACACUUAUAGUGUUGGAGGUAACCAUCUUUGUAAGCUUUUAUAUGGUUGUUGGUCUUUUUCCUUACAGAGACACAUAAUAAAAUAUUGUAAUAAAACA
This is a messenger RNA of Hemicordylus capensis (graceful crag lizard), 5484 nucleotides long. RefSeq names its product collagen type III alpha 1 chain (gene COL3A1). Bases 118 to 4494 code for a protein of 1458 amino acids. The record is from RefSeq and is a predicted model, not a curated record. Gene Ontology annotation, molecular function: protein binding; extracellular matrix structural constituent. The transcript has 51 exons. NCBI's taxonomy places the organism in Eukaryota, Metazoa, Chordata, Lepidosauria, Squamata, Cordylidae.